Molecule: messenger RNA, 1342 nt
Organism: Phymastichus coffea
Lineage: Eukaryota; Metazoa; Arthropoda; Insecta; Hymenoptera; Eulophidae
Product: ER lumen protein-retaining receptor 1-A-like
Exons: 4
Coding region: 70-891 (273 amino acids)
Biological process (GO): protein retention in ER lumen; endoplasmic reticulum to Golgi vesicle-mediated transport
Cellular component (GO): cis-Golgi network; membrane; endoplasmic reticulum
Molecular function (GO): ER lumen protein retrieval receptor activity
Source: RefSeq, a predicted model, not a curated record
UGUAGUUCGCAUACGAACUGCUUCGCGCACGUAUUACAACGCGGCGGCAUUACCACCCAGCUCUUCAAAAUGGAUUUGGCCCAGGUACUCGGUGAUUACAUGCAUUUAACUGGUCUGCUCUUUAUGCUGAUCAAUCUUGUGCUUACGAAGGAGUGCGCCGGUAUAAGCGGCAAGGCACAGUUACUUUACGCCUUGUCGUUCACGGUACACUACAUCGUUCUGCUGUUUUAUAGAUAUACUUCAGUUUACGAUGCCAUACUCCAAACGUCGCGCACAAGCUUCACAUAUCUUAUCCUCAUGUCAAUAUUUAUUUUAUACAAGAACACUUACAACGACAAUUAUGACGCUUUCAGAAUCGAGCUGUUAAUUAUACCUUGUGCCAUGCUUGCUCUUUUUCUGAACGAGGGCUUCACGACCUUCCAAGUGUUCACGGCGUUCGGUGUGUACCUGGAGUCCGUGGCGAUCGUGCCCCAGACUUAUUUCAUUUCGAAAGCCAAGCAAGUCGAACCGAUCGUUUUGCAAUACGUUGGUUUUUUGACAAUCUAUCGAGUCUUUUACCUCAUUCACUGGAUCUACAUGUACUCCAAGCUGCAUGAAUUCGAAGACAUCGCCAUAGCCACUACCCUCGUACAACUUGUCUUCUACUGUGACUUCUUUGUUAGGAAUUUCAUGAUACCCAACCCCUCAAGUCGUAGACCUUCCAGUGACAAUGGAGCAAUGCAAAAAAUGGAGAGCGAUGAAGGCACAGCAAUAUCCGAUGCUUUGUUGAUCGCGGAUGGCAAGAAUAAUCAUCUGUCGGUUGACAUUACGACCACGUCGCCACAGCCUCCGCUACCUAAGGAAGAUAGGGUCACCUUACUAACGUCUAAUGAUCAUGGAACAAGUAAUUAAUCAGCUUUGGCGUGAAAUAUCAUCUUAAGCACUUACGUGAAAUGGCCAUUGAACCGAUCGAAAGUGAGCACUUAUUGCUCUACUAGAUGCAAUUACUGAUUCAGUCCAAAGCUACUAUUACUUAAAGUUAUCAUAGUUCUUUGAUAUUCAUUUUCUUUCUUAAUGCGAUCGUCGAACUUUUUUUGCAACAUUUUUAUUUUUAAUUGUAUUUCUGUGAUUAAUUUUUCGUUAUUAAGAUCCUUGUAUAGUUUCUAACUAACACGUUAGACGAUAGUUUAUAUAUGUAAUACUGGAAAAAAGCCAAGACUAUUAAUGUCGUACUUUUCUAGUUGAUUCUUUACAGAUAAAGUACAUUAAGAUAUUUUAAGAGAAAAUUACAUUUUAUACGAAACAUGAAUUAUUUAUAAAUGGUAUACAACUAGCAGCCAAAAAUGACUUUUAAUAGGUAAUG